CUGUCUGUCUGUCUUUCUGUCUGAAACAAAGACUGGGGAGUGUUAUGGAAAGAAAGGCUCAUCCAGAAAGAGAGAGAGAAAGGACAGAUUGAUCUAAAAAUUAACAAGGAAAGCAAGUGAAUUAUCACUUCUAUGGACAUAUGAAGAGAGCGUUUCUGCACAGUGGAUGACAGCAAAACCAGGCUGGAUCGGCAUGGGAAUUCAUGCUGGUCUUUUCUGCAGGCUAGCAGCACAGGGUGAGCACAAAACAGGGUCAGCAGAGCAGGUCAGAGCUCUUUCUUUUCAUGCUGCUAAUCUCAUGGAUUCUCACUAAUAAUCAUGGCUUUUUUUUUUGUUUGCAUAUGUUCUCUCUGUUAUAUCUAAUGUGGGUAGUUUGAAUUCUGCAGAUGAGCCUGUUUAUCACUAUAAAUUAUAAUAUGUGUUAUUUUCUAUCUGUUUAGCCAUCAUUUGGAAAAACCAAUGCUUGACUACCCUUCUGAUCAUACCGUCAUGCUGUUUUGCCAGAUACUUCAUAACUAAUGCAGUGUGAAAACAGGUGUUAAAAGUGGAAGGCAUUUAUAACUAAAGGAAUAUCUAACAGACUGCGUAACCAACAGCAGACAGAAACCUUGAGUCUGUUUCCACCGAUGUGUAAGAGAGUGGAUUCAGAUUCUAAGUGGUGGUGCUCAGCUUCACGUUUAACAUCAUCCCUAAAGACAGUCGGCAGCGUCUUGUGGCCAUCCACUCAGCUGUGCAUCGCAAAGGCUGGCCAUUGACACGAUGCACACUCCUGUGUCCAUACUGAUGGGGGUGGUGUUUGCACCCUUGGGCCUUGUGCUGGUAUUCACUGCAGCGAUCACACCUCAGUGGAGGGAAGGACAGGCGCGGUUGGGCGCAGCAGAACGGGGCGGAGCCACGGAACUACUCCUGCUCCGUUCAGAUGGCCUAUGGGAGAGCUGCCUGCAGGUGGUGCACUCUGAGCUGAAAGAGUGCUGGCCAGUUUCGGGCUCCUACCAGCGAGAUGCACGGGUUCGACUGGUUCAGGGGAUGGUGCUGUCAUCUCUUUUCCUGUGCGGUGCUGGGAUUGUGCUCGCGAGUGUGGGUGUUCGCUGUUGGACUGAUAUCCCUCUCAGGAGUGUAGCAGCUGCUGGUGGCCUGUUGGUGGUGCUAGCGGGCAUGCUCAGUCUGGCUGCGUUAGGGGUGUACACUCGCCACCUCUCAAAGCUAGGGAUCGAGGUAGACUCAACUGUAUCUGAGAUGCAGGAGCUGAACAUACACAAUCCACCUCGACUAACGCUACACCCGGCCGGGUCACUCUACUUUGGGUGGGUGGGUGCUUGGGUGCAAGUGCUGGGAGGGGCUGCACUGCUGUUUGGGUUCAAAAGUGUGCAGUGUCCAUCCUGUCCCAAACAGAACCUCAAAGACAGUGCCGAGAUGUAUGAGGUGAACUGUUAGAUCGUCAACCCCAGUGGGACAUAUCGAAGAGUUCAUCCCUUAAAGGAAAGUUCAUGUAAAGCUCAAUUAACAGCAUUUGUGGCAUAAUGUUGAUUUUUCCAAAAAAAACAAACAAACAAAAAAAAAAACAUGUCAACUAGUCCCUUGAUAAUAAAAAAGAAAAAAGAAGCAGCAAAAAUUGCGGUUACAGUAAGGCACUUACAGUGGAAAUGAAUAAGGCCAGUGCAUAAACACUAAUUCAAAAGUAUAGCUAUAAAACCUAAACUUUAUCAUGC
Messenger RNA from Myxocyprinus asiaticus (Chinese sucker), 1709 nucleotides. RefSeq names its product claudin-23-like. Gene Ontology annotation, cellular component: plasma membrane; bicellular tight junction. NCBI's taxonomy places the organism in Eukaryota, Metazoa, Chordata, Actinopteri, Cypriniformes, Catostomidae. Gene Ontology annotation, molecular function: structural molecule activity. Gene Ontology annotation, biological process: cell adhesion; bicellular tight junction assembly. The record is from RefSeq and is a predicted model, not a curated record. The transcript has 3 exons. Bases 760 to 1434 code for a protein of 224 amino acids.